This is a messenger RNA of Sceloporus undulatus (fence lizard), 3718 nucleotides long. It is a transcript of the gene FADS6, whose product is annotated as fatty acid desaturase 6. The coding region runs from base 102 to 1448 and encodes 448 amino acids. NCBI's taxonomy places the organism in Eukaryota, Metazoa, Chordata, Lepidosauria, Squamata, Phrynosomatidae. Gene Ontology annotation, cellular component: membrane. The record is from RefSeq and is a predicted model, not a curated record. Gene Ontology annotation, biological process: lipid metabolic process. Gene Ontology annotation, molecular function: oxidoreductase activity, acting on paired donors, with oxidation of a pair of donors resulting in the reduction of molecular oxygen to two molecules of water. The transcript is spliced from 6 exons.
CUGCCCUUCUUCUUCUUCCCAGGCUGGUGAUUUGAUCCUCUAGAAGCAGCAGCCCAAGGACCUUGGCUGGCUCUCUGCAGUGUCCUCUGCCCAGCAGGGCCAUGGAGGAGGAGGAGAUGUUGAAGAAGAAGACUCAGGAGUGGUACCCAGAGAAAGGACCCAGAGGGAACUCUUGGCUCAGCCAGGAAGAGGGAGGAGCAAAGUCCCAAGAGAAAGAGGGCAGGAUCCCAUCAGGGGACCCCUUGGGCAAAGAGAAUGCCCCUACCAAACUGCCAAAUGGGUGCCAAAGAGGAAGACCUUCUGAUGAGGAAGAGGAGGAAGAGGUUUCAGAAGAAGAUGGAAGGCCCACCCAGGCUUACACAGGUGAAGAUGGAAGCUCACCUUUCCGAGGAGAAGAGUUGGCCCUAUCCAGAAGGCCGGCCAAGGAGGGGACUAAAAAAAGGAGUGGUACCCAGUGUGAAGAGUCCCUGAUGGGGGAGCUCUCAGAGAUGGUGCAACGUGUGGUGAGGAGCAGCAGCUGGUGGGAGAGGCAUGGCCUGGAUGGCAUCAUUCUUGCCCUCAACUUUCUCAGCUUGCCCAUAGGGUUCCUGUUUCUGCGUUCUGAUCAUCUUUUUGCUUUCCUGUUGGGUGUUGUCAUCCUGGGUGUAGCACACCACACCAUCACUGUGAAGGGCAGCCACAUGGCCAGCCACAGUGCUCUGGCGGAGUCCAAGACAUGGGGAAAACUGUGGGCUAUCUUCUUCAUUGAGGUUUGCUCCUCUUUCACAGCAGAACAGGGGACCUACAACCAUGUGAAAAUGCACCACGGUUACACAAACGUUAUUGGUCUGGGUGACUCCAGUACAUGGAAGCUUCCCUUCCUUAACCGCUACAUUUACAUGUACAUUGCACCUCUUGCUGUACCUAUUAUCACCCCUUUAGUGGCCAUUGGCUUGCUGAAAGAAGUUGAAUGGAAAACAGCCAUCCGGACUCUCUGUUGUAUGUUUGUUGGCCUGUACUCCCAUUACUGGCUGCUUCUUAAUAUCUCAGGGUUCCAGUCAUUGUGGUCUGCUCUCUGUUGCAUGCUGAUCACACGAUCUCUCCUUGCCCAUCCUUACAUCCAUGUUAAUAUCUUCCAGCAUAUUGGCCUCCCAAUGUUUUCUGCUGAUAAGAAGCCAAAACGGAUUCAUAUGAUGACCCUUGGAGUUCUGAACUUGCCUCGAAAUCCCCUCUUGGACUGGUCCUUUGGGCACUCACUCAUCAGCUGUCAUGUGGAGCACCAUCUUUUUCCAACGCUGUCAGAUAAUAUGUGCCUGAAGAUCAAGCCAGUUGUUUCUCAGUAUUUGAAAGAGAAGAAAUUGCCAUAUAAUGAAGAUUCUUAUCGGUCUCGCCUGAAGUUGUUCCUGGACAAAUAUGAAGAACUGAUGGUCCAUGCACCACCCAUUUCUGAACUUGUUGGGAUUCAGUGAUUACACUUUUAGGAUACAAAACAUUAUAGCUGUAAGCCAAAUGUGUCCUUUCCCAGGAUCAAGAAACUUAGAAGUCAGGUUAGGGCCUGAUCCAGCCAUUAAGGAGGAAACCAGAUGUCUUUUAAUGUCUUCUACGCGGACAACUAGAAAUUCACCUGUUCAAUUAUGGUUUAAAAAGAAACAAAAAUCAAUAGCUCUUCCAAAGCAAUAGGAUCAAAAUAGAAAUGGAAAUGUUAAUAUCUUCACCCCUCCUCCAACCAGCACUUCAUUUUAACUUUAAUGUUUACAUCAUCUUUGAUGCAUCCUUUCCAUUCUCCUACUUUACAAUUCAGGGAGAAAAUAAUAAGGGCUGUUUCCUAUGUUAUUUCCCCCUCCCUUAGGCAAAGAUGAUUGCCAUGCAGGGACAUACUUGCAUACCAUAUAGGUGCUUCCAGAUGGCCUCUCUGAGUACUACUAAUCAAAAGGAAUGAUACAGCUAGCUAUUCUCUCUUUCCAUCCUUAAUGGAUUUUGUGUGAUCAGAAAAAAAUAUGAAAACGAUGAGAAAACAUAGGAAAGAUAGCAAUGAAAGAAAGCAGCACCUGAACCAAGCUGUAGAACUGUAUCCAGGAGACAGGGCAAUUGCACCAUAAAAUAUUUGCAGAGCUGAAUGGAGGAGCCCCCCCCCCAAAUCUUGGUUGUAUGGCUCAGAUAGCCAGCAGCAGAUCAGACAGAUGCUGACUGAUCUCCAAAUCCAUUGUGUAGGGUUGGACAAUAUGUAGCCCUCCAGAUGCUACUGGACCACAGUUACAAUCACUAUUACCACUGGCUAUUCUAGCGAGGAUUGAUGAAACAUUCAGUCCAGCAAUGUCUGGGGGACCACACGUUGCCUGCUUCUGCUGCAGUGGACAAAAUUAGCACCCUGUCUUCCAUGUACUGUAUUACAGUAUAAAUCUGUUCCUACCAUACAGGCCAUCAUUGUAAGAGGGAAAGAAAUAUGAACAGGCCAAAGCCUUUUGCAAAAGCAUACAAGGUAACUCAGGGACUUUAUGUUAAACUGAGCUAGACUUCUGUGUUAAGUCAAGCCUUCAUUCUUGAACCCUGGGAAAGAGGUACUUCUUUGUGGGAGUUUCAAACCUUUCCUCAUAGACAGAUUUCCCCUGCCGUUAAAAAGAAAAUUUUGCUUGAGCAAACUAUGACAGCAUUAGAACCAAGAAAAUGGAACAAGGGUCUUCUAUUAAAGACUGCUGCUGUUGAAAUUAACAGCUUGCUAGGCUAGGGAGAAGGAAUAUACAAUAUUAUUAUAUUCCUCAAUGCCAGCCCUGCUGUCACACUCUAAGAUUUUAUGUCAAGUGAACCAAGAUGCUGCUGAUAAAACUGGAAAUGGAAAUGUACAGUACUUCUAUCCAUUGCAAAAAGCUUUUAUACCUCUGAAUGCUUGUUUUUGAAAGAAUCGGAAAUAUUAGGAAGAACUGUGGUGAUAGAGGCACAGCAACAAGAGAAGGUGAAGGUAGUAGAGAGAUAGGCUAUGCAGGAGAUACAAAGGGAGCCAGGAAUCAGGAUACUGAAACCUAACCCUGUGAUUGUGACUAGAGCCCACCCAGUCCAGCUGUAUUGUCUCUAAACCAUAACCAAUGUUCCAUUCUGGACCACUUGGCACAGCUACAUUUUACAUGAGGGGGAUGAAGAGUACAUCAGUACUAGGAGACUGGAAAUUGAGGUGCAAUGUAGUGUAUGCAUGUGCAGGAGUGAUUUUUAUAGUGUUCAACACAAUCCUGCUUCACCUUAGUAAAACUGAAGAAAAAGAUGUCAUGGAAAGUACAAACUAAGUUGUUGUUGGGAUUCACCGUGCUAUUGAAAAUGCAGUGCAUUUCUGCUGGAUAAAUCUUUGCAGCUACAAUUUAUUUAAGAUGUAUACCUUAACUUUUUGAUGAAAUAUUUUUGAGGCAGCUUAUAUAAUGUACCUAACCAACUAUACAGCAAUAAAAACAAGCAAAUUAAAUAAUACCACAUUCAAACAGUAGCAUAGUCUACUACUGUUCAAUCCAUGUUCAUUUGUUAAGUGUCAAUUAACCAUCUAGUUUAAAAUCAGCACAAAACCUAGGAAAAUUUAAGUCAUACUUACUUUGACAAACUUUGAGAAAAUUAAGUCAUGUUUACUUACAAUGCCAUCAGUUUGGUGCCAGGCUUUUCAGUUUAUGCUUGCUUAACUGUGGUUUUACAUUACACAUAUAAUAAUGCAAAUCAAGUUCCUCUAAACUCUGCCUUUAAUCCAUGCUUUUCUUGGGAUGAA